AUGCAUUUAAUUGCUCCAAGGAACGCGUUCCUCCUACUAAGCACGCUACUUCCGGGCAGUGUCAACGCAAACCCCGCACCUUCAAGUUCAACUCAUGUCUCGAUUUCAGUCAACCCCAAAAUACAUUUUCAAGAGGUGGACGGCUUUGGGGCCUCUCAAGCAUUUCAGCGUGCCGAGGAUAUUUUCGGAAAAUACGGUCUCCCCAAAGUCAAUCAGACCCUCGUUCUCAAUUUGCUCUAUGAUGAGAUCAUCGGCGCGGGAUUCACCAUUCUGCGUAAUGGGAUCGGUUCCAGCAAUACCUCAACGAGCAACCUGAUGAACUCCAUCGAGCCCUAUUCCCCAGGCAGCCCCGCGGCGAAGCCUCAUUACACAUGGGACGACUACAACAGCGGCCAAUUCCCAUUGGCACAGCAAGCCUACGAUCGCGGCUUGCAAACGCUAUAUGCUAAUGCCUGGUCUGCUCCCGGAUUCAUGAAGACGAACGAUGACGAAAACAACGGUGGCUAUUUGUGUGGCGUUACCAAUGAGCAGACUUGCUCAACAGGGGACUGGAUACAGGCUUAUGCGAACUAUCUCGUGCAUUAUGUGCGAUUCUACGAGCAGUCUGGCGUGAAGGUGACCCAUUUGGGGUUCUUAAACGAGCCUCAAUUUGCGGCCACUUACGCGGGCAUGCUUUCCAAUGGUACACAAGCAGCGGAUGUAAUCCGUAUUCUUGCCAAAACUAUUAAGGAAGCUGGGUUCGAUAUCAAGAUAAAUUGCUGCGAUGGCAUUGGCUGGGAUGAUCAGGAAAGCAUGAUGGCUGGUCUACAGGCUGGCCCUGACCCCGCAAUCAACUACCUCAAUGCAGUGACUGGCCACGGCUAUGACUCGGCUCCUACCUACCCCUUGAGCACAAAUAAGAAGACAUGGUUGACAGAAUGGGCUGAUCUAACCGGCGACUACACACCGGUGACAUUCUACGAGGACGGAGGUCCAGGAGAGGGAAUGACUUGGGCAAAUCAUAUCCAAGUCGCCAUGCGAGACGCCGGCACCAGCGCAUUCUUGUACUGGAUUGGAGCAGAGAACUCUACUACAAACAGUGCACUCAUCAACCUCCUCGGUAAUGAGGUUCAGCCCUCGAAGCGUUUCUGGGCCUUUGCACAGUUUAGCAAGUUUGUUCGUCCGGGUGCGCGCCGUAUCGAGGCCUCCAGCUCACACUCUAAUGUUACCAUCAGCUCGUUUGAGAAUCAGAAUGGAAAGAUUGCCACUCAAUUGCUGAAUCAGCUUGAUGUUGAUGUUGAGGUUGCAAUCAAGGUUACUGGAGUUAGAGCGGGUGUGGUAGUUCAACCUUAUCUCACGAAUAACGAUUAUGACCUGGAGGUUAUGGAAUCUUUGAAGACUGGGACUGGGGGCUCAUUCAAUACUCGCGUGCCCGCAAGAUCUAUGGUCAGCUUUGUCACAUCAUCCUCUUGA
Messenger RNA from Penicillium malachiteum, 1452 nucleotides. RefSeq lists its product as uncharacterized. Gene Ontology annotation, molecular function: glucosylceramidase activity. The record is from RefSeq and is a predicted model, not a curated record. NCBI's taxonomy places the organism in Eukaryota, Fungi, Ascomycota, Eurotiomycetes, Eurotiales, Aspergillaceae. Bases 1 to 1452 code for a protein of 483 amino acids. The transcript has a single exon. Gene Ontology annotation, biological process: sphingolipid metabolic process.